Mucor mucedo is the source of this 806-nucleotide messenger RNA. RefSeq lists its product as uncharacterized. Lineage: Eukaryota; Fungi; Mucoromycota; Mucoromycetes; Mucorales; Mucoraceae. The record is from RefSeq and is a predicted model, not a curated record. Bases 98 to 778 code for a protein of 226 amino acids. The transcript has a single exon.
GUCAUUUUUUUUUUUUCUGUGCAUGUUGUUGUUGUUAUUGCGUAUGUCCAUAUAUGUUUAUUUUCUCUCUCUCUCUCUCUUUUGAUUUUUCUUUUAAAUGCUCAAAAAGUUCUUUUAUAAACGAAAGCGUCAGGAACCAAAACGACAUAAUACAAGCAAGAUUACAAUGGAUGCAGCAUCCAUUGCGAUUCUGACACGCCAUUUCUCACCCUUAAGUUGUCGAGCCAAGUCGCCUUCGGAUUUAUUGGAUAUUGUAGGCUAUCCACACAGUAUUGUGUUUAGUCCUGUGUUUCAAAGCGCUACACCUGCUGCCAUUACUGCACCUGUAGCAGCAACAGCAGCAGCAGCAGGACCAAUAACAACAGCAGAGGAAAGCGUGCGACUACCGGUGGCGGUGCCUAAACAGGUGCGGCUGACGGUUCGAAAUGCGCUGACGCCACAAGAGGUGAUACUGUUAGAGACGAGCCGAGAGGACAAAACGUUGGUUGAAGAAAGGGACGGUAUGGAUGAACAAUUGGAGGCGUUAAAGCAACGAUUAAACCAAUUUGAAGAAGAGAGAGAAGGAUGGCGAAUCAAAUUACGAGUGUAUAUGCAACGAGAAGAACAGUUACGAAAGAUCAUUCGAGAGAAUCAAGCGAGAAUUAAACAGCUUUCAAAUCGAUAUGGAUAUAUGAGUAAAUCUUAUUAUCCAGACUCUUACAUAUAUCAUCAAUACCAGUAUGGGGAUCAUUAUUAUAAUCCUGAUCAAAUAGCUUAUCCUUAUCCUUAUUAUACAUAAAAAAAAAAUUUUUUUUUUUAACGGCAAA